Molecule: messenger RNA, 2077 nt
Organism: Callorhinchus milii (elephant shark)
Lineage: Eukaryota; Metazoa; Chordata; Chondrichthyes; Chimaeriformes; Callorhinchidae
Gene: cltb
Product: clathrin, light chain B
Exons: 6
Coding region: 66-758 (230 amino acids)
Biological process (GO): clathrin-dependent endocytosis; clathrin coat assembly; intracellular protein transport
Cellular component (GO): clathrin coat of trans-Golgi network vesicle; plasma membrane; synaptic vesicle membrane
Molecular function (GO): structural molecule activity; clathrin heavy chain binding
Source: RefSeq, a predicted model, not a curated record
GGCCGUUAAAAGAGCUGACGUCGCGCGCGUCUUCCGGUGCUGGCGGGUGGCAGGAGCGCAACAAGAUGGCGGACGACAUUGGUUUCUUCUCCUCGGACAACGGCACGGCGGGCAGCGCGGAGGAGGACCCGGCCGCCGCCUUCCUGGCGCAGCAGGAGAGCGAGAUCGCCGGCAUCGAGAACGACGAGGGCUUCAGCAUUCUGGACGGCGGCGAGGUGCCGGCCGCCGUGAUACAGCACUCGGGCGGCGCUGAAGAUGGCUUUGAAGACGAGUUGGCAGCAGUCAAUGGAGAGGUGUACCAGGAGUCAAACGGUCCCAAUGAUAGUUAUGCAGCAAUAGCUCGAGCCGACCGUUUGAGCCAAGAACCUGAUAGCAUCCGGAAGUGGCGUGAGGAGCAGAUAGCCCGUCUAGAAGAGCUUGACACUGCUUCCCGAAAAGCAGAAAUAGAAUGGAAAGAGAAAGCUAAGAAGGAACUAGAAGAGUGGUAUGUACGGCAGAAUGAACAGUUGGAGAAAACCAAGAAGAAUAACAGGAUCGCUGAUCAAGCUUUCUACAAACAAUCCUGCGCUGAUGUGAUAGGCUACGUGGCCGCUGAAGAAGCCUUUGUGGAGGACCGUGAUGAAGACACUCCUGGCACAGAGUGGGAACGAGUAGCGCGCCUUUGUGACUUCAACCCCAAAACCAGCAAGCAGUCUAAGGAUGUAUCGCGUAUGCGCUCUGUACUGAUAUCACUUAAGCAAUCGCCGCUCGUCCGCUAGACAACUUUGUAACACUAUUGAGGAGUGUGGGCUUUGUCUUAAUGGCUCUUAUUUGCAUCCCACAAAGUCUGAUGGCCAUUAGAAUAGAAAGAUGAGUGUUAGUCAUUCCUGUUUGGACCAAACUGGUGUAAAUUAAAAUCUGAUGAGUGUUCAGUGAUUAUAUUUUUCAAUUGUUCACAUGUGGUUUGUUGGCAAUUCCUUGGGUUAUGGGCAGGUCAGUCAAAAUGGUCACCCUUGUACACUCCUGAAUCUUGUUAAUGUUAACUUUCUGAAUUAUUGAUAAUCCCCACCUCUCCUUUGAGCUAUAUCACAUGACUAUGUAUUUAUGCAUGAAUUAUGAGUGCAAUCUGUUAGCCCUUGUUUUCAAAAUCAUGACUACACUGGUACACUGCAUUAAAAGUUCAAUCUAAUACUCGUGUGUUCAUUCAGAAAAAAAACUGGAUUGUAUUACACUUGCCCUAUCUGGGAUUUAUUCUCCUUGGGGAUUCAUAGCUUUCACUUGGGAAGAUAUUAAAAUUGUGCUUGUGAAUUCUGUACAUCGAUAGCAACGCAACUCUUUAUGACAGAUGAAGGGAAAUACUUUGAAAGUCUUGCAAUGAUGUACAUAAACUAGUGUUUGUAAUGGUGGAAGAUCUAAUCGUAGGGAGCUUGACCUACCUGUGAAUUAAUUUACAAUUUUUUUUGCAUCCAUUCUUUUAGCUGUCUGAAAAUAUACCAUGACUAAUAAUUGCUUUACCAGUCACAGGACAUCAGAACAUGAUCCAUGAGCUCAAUUUGGAUGACACUAAAGUUCAAGAGUGAAGUUUUUUUUAAAAAAAAAGAAAAUCUGAUUGCUUUUUCAAAUACCUUCCCUUGACACAAAAAAAAUCUAAUUUGAUCUUGAACACACUCUCUCUUGUCCCUGUUUCAGGUGUAUGGGUGAAGUUAAACCCAAGCUUCAAAACCAAUUGAAAUGCAAAAUCUGGGUGCAGUGAGGAAAUGAUGUGUUAACUGUUUCUACAUCCAUUAAGAUCUGUUAAAGUUGACCAGGGGGAUUAAGAGGACCUCCAUUUAAAAGGUGCUGCAAUUUGUUGGUCAAACAGGAAUCAGGGAUUUAAAAAAACACAAGUUGAACUAGAUAUCCUAUCUGACAUGCAAACAGUACCGUUCCUUGAACUUGGAUGCUGUGUAGCCAUAAUUAUCCUUUCCUCCUGAAUUUCUGCAGCCUGAUUUUAAUCAGGUUUUAAUUUAAUGUGAUUGGCAUUGGUUCUCUAGGCAGGUAAUUCAUCUGUUUACCAUUUAACAUUUGCAGUUAAUAAAAACCAACCUGAAGGAUGUGA